Molecule: messenger RNA, 564 nt
Organism: Suillus subalutaceus
Lineage: Eukaryota; Fungi; Basidiomycota; Agaricomycetes; Boletales; Suillaceae
Exons: 4
Coding region: 1-564 (187 amino acids)
Source: RefSeq, a predicted model, not a curated record
AUGUCUGGUAAAUCUGUGCACACUACAUUCUGCACCAUGUGUAUGCUACAUUCUGCACCAUGUGCAAUGCGCUAUGCAUUUGGCGAUAUAAAGUCCCGCUGGUCAAAUGGGCAAUCAGAUGGUGAGGACGACAAUACGAUUGCAAACCAGGUUCUGUCUCCGCCCUUCACACAACCUGCGCCCGCCUGCAAAGUUGCUGGUAGCCACUGUCCCAAUGCAGUGUCAUCCCAAGCUAAAGGGAAGAGGAAGGCACUCACCACAAUUGAGCCACCAAUCACGAAAAGAUCAAGUCAUGGUGGUCAUACUUCGGGUACACCAAACUACCAUGAUGAUGAUGUUGCUGCCCUGCUUGAUGCAUGCAUGAACUGUCUUCCGCUUGGUGCAAAGGGUUGGCUUGCUGUUGCGGAAGAGUUUGCUGCAUGGGCAGAUAGCCAUGACUGUCCCACUCAUCCCGCAAAAUCUCUUGAGCUUAAGUUUAAGCUGUUGGUUCACACUACAAAGCCAACUGGUGAUGCUGAGUGCCCUCCUCACAUUGAACGCGCUCACGAAAUCGACCUCGCAUGA